GCUUCCAAAUUUUACGUACACCAAACUAAAACCUGCAUAUCAAACCUAAAAUAAAAAUCAAGAACCAAAAAAACAAAGAGCAAGAACCGAAAAUGCCUUGUGCAAUAGCAAUAACAAGCUCUCCUAUAUUCUCACCAUCACAUUCACAUACACCAAAACCAGUUUCACCAUUUUACUAUAAACCAUCAUCUAUACAAAUACAAUCACCGUUGACUUGCUACAACAGACAUGUAAGAGAAGAUGAGGAGCCGUUGACUUGUUCCACGUCAUCAUCAUCGUCGUCGUCAUCAUUGAUUUUGAAGAGAAAAAGGCCAGCGAAUAUUAUGAUUCCGACUGUGUCGUUAGGUUUGGGACACGUUGAUGAAACACCAAGGGAAGAGAGUAGGUUGGAUGAAGUUGAAGUUGAAGAAGAAGGAUACUCUGUGUAUUGUAAAAGAGGGAAAAAAAGAGGUGAUAUGGAAGAUCGGUAUUCAGCUAUAGUUGAUGAUGCUAAGAACGGCUCUAAACAGGCCUUUUUUGGUGUAUUUGAUGGACAUGGUGGAGCAAAAGCUGCAGAAUUCGCAGUAAAAAAUUUAGGCAGGAAUGUUAUAACUGAAGUGGCGUCGAAGAGUGAAGAGGGACCGGAAGAAGCAGUCAGAAAGGGUUACCUCACUACAGACGCGGAGUUUCUAAAGCUAAAUGCAAAUGGAGGGAGUUGUUGUGUGACAGCACUUGUACAGAAUGGAGAACUUAUUGUGUCAAAUGCUGGUGAUUGUCGUGCUGUUAUGAGUAGAGGAGGAGUAGCAGAGGCACUCACGGUUGAUCAUAAGCCUUCGAGGCAAGAUGAAAUGGAAAGAAUUCAACGCCUCGGUGGCUAUGUAGAUUGUGUCCGGGGUGUGUGGAGAAUUCAAGGAUCUCUUGCUGUGUCAAGAGGAUUAGGAGAUUCCCGUCUUAAGAGAUGGGUGGUGGCUGAACCAGAGACGAAAAUAUUGACGAUUGAACCAGAAUGUGAAUUCUUGAUCCUGGCAUCUGACGGUCUUUGGGAAAAGGUAAGUAAUCAGGAAGCUGUGGAUCUACUUAGACCUUUCUGUGUAGGUGUUGAUAACCAGCUUUUAUCUGCUUGCAAAAAGCUUGUUGAUUUGGCAGUAACGAGAGGAUCCGCGGAUGACAUAACCGCAAUGGUCAUUCAACUGCGCCAAUUUGUUCAAUAAACCAGUGCUUGGAAGAAUCUGCUCGGAUAGUUGAUGUUCAUAUGUGUGUCAUCGACUGAAUCACUUCAAAUGACUCUGACAUUUUCUUGGAGCAUGUGGAGUAAAAUUUCAUUUGUAUAGGCUUAACAUGUUAGACCUUCUGCUCGAUGGAAGCAAAGUAGGUUAUAGAACGGCAUGAUCUUCGUGUAUAUUAUCUCCCAUACCAAUGGAACGGAUGGCAUGUCAACCUUAAUCAUCUAAAUAGAUAUGCAGUUUUAGAUUUUAAUGGCUUAUGAAUUGUAUUUGCUUGUCUUUUUUACUGGAUACACGGAAUUAGAUCUUCUCAAGCUUUA
Messenger RNA from Lycium barbarum (goji berry), 1522 nucleotides. Its product is annotated as putative protein phosphatase 2C 53. Gene Ontology annotation, molecular function: cation binding; protein serine/threonine phosphatase activity. NCBI's taxonomy places the organism in Eukaryota, Viridiplantae, Streptophyta, Magnoliopsida, Solanales, Solanaceae. The transcript has 3 exons. The record is from RefSeq and is a predicted model, not a curated record. The coding region runs from base 93 to 1190 and encodes 365 amino acids. Gene Ontology annotation, biological process: protein dephosphorylation.